CCUCACACACAUUUAUACCAUUUAACCAGAGGAGCGGACACACCUCUUUAGAGACAACUCUUCAGAUCAAGACACAACACAGACCGACAGCUCUGGAGAUUAGUGGAUACAUUUUAAAUUCAGACCCACCAACAGAAAAGGAUGUCCUUACAUGGCAGCUUUCUGUCCGAUGAGCAGUUCCAGUGCUCCAUCUGCCUCGAUGUGUUCGUUAAUCCUUCAUCCACACCAUGCGGCCACAGCUUCUGCAUGGCAUGCAUCAGCAGAUACUGGGAUGGCUCUAAGGUUUGCCAGUGUCCACUGUGUAAGAAGACUUUCCAGAAGCGGCCUGACCUCCAGAUCAACAGGACUCUGCGAGAGAUCACCGAGCAGUUCAAAUCCAUGAAAGGAAGCGGAGGAACGGGAAGGGAGAAAAGGUAUAGAGGAGGUGACGUUACCAGAAUACCAGAAACCUUUCUCUUUCAUGGAUUAAAGAAGAAGCUGCCUCGACCUCUGCCAAAAGUGCCUGCGAGACGGACUAAUGAGCCCCAAGCUGACUUGAUCUUGAUGGCUACUUCAGUACCAAACCCCAGCCCAGUACCGAACCCCCCGUCUGGACCCCCUCCCCCACCUCCAGGUUACGGUCACUCAAGCGGCCGGAGAAGGUUCACGGUGACAGGGGCUGCGAGCGGUGAAAGUAUUCCUAUCUGCGAGAUCCAUCACAGAGGAAUAAUGAUCUACUGUAGGACUGACGGAGUGUGUAUCUGUCCUAAUUGUGAGACUGAGGAACAUCAGGAUCACGACACAGUGACUGUAGAAGACGAAUGGCUAGAAACCAAGGCUCAGCUAAGUGUGUCGGAGCAGGAGAUCCGGGAUAUGAUCAGACAGAGAAUCAGGAAGAUCGAGGGGAUCAAAAAGUCAGUGGCUGAAGUGGAGUUGGCAGUUGAAGGAGACACGACGGGCAGUGUCUGCCUUUUUUCUUUGCUUGUGUCCGCCAUCCAGCGCUCCCAGGCGGAGCUGAUGGAGGUGAUGGAGUUGAGCCGGAGGGCCGCUGAGCACCAGGCCGAGGUGAUGAUACGACAACUGGAGCUGGAGGUGAAAGAACUGCGAAGCAGAGAAAAGGCCCUCGCUGAGCUCGCCCAGUUAGAUGAUGCCUUACAGGGUGUUAAGGCAUUCCCGGUCCUCUUGGAUCCUCCACCUACCAAAGACUGGUCUGAGGUUUCAGUGAACACUGACUUAGGAACCGGAACCAUUUAUAGAUCUCUGGCAGCUCAGGUGGAGAGUUUCCUGAAAGAGCUGAAGAAGGCUGCAGAAACAGGUUUUCCAGCCCCAGUCCCGGAACCCAGUCCAGUUCGAACACAGCCCAGGGUAAGAAGGGUUCAGGAGUAUGCAGUGGACGUGACCCUGGACGAUAACACUUCCCAUCCCAGACUGAUUCUGUCGGGGGACAUGAAGAGUGUGAGGUGUGGAGAUCGACACCAGCUGCUUCCAGAUAACCCGGAGAGGUUUGACAGAGUCGUCUGCGUCCUGGGGAGGCCGAUGAUCUCCUCUGGGAGACACUACUGGGAGGUGGAGGUCGGCGGGAAGACGGACUGGGAUCUAGGCGUGGCCAAACAAUCGAUCAACAGGAAGGGGAAGGUUGAAGUCACCCCAAGCAACGGAUACUGGUUCCUCAGCCUGAGAGACAAGAGUAAGUACGCCUUCCGCACUGAACCCUCCACAGACGUCCAAAUGAACCUGCAACCGCAGAAGAUCGGGGUAUUUGUGGACUACGAGAAAGGACAGGUGUCUUUCUACAAUGUUGACUCCAAACUCCACAUCUACACGUUCAACGACACUUUCAGCGACAGCAUCUUCCCGUUCUUCAGCCCCUGUACGAAUAAAUCUGGAAAGAACGAAGGGCCGCUGAUUAUUACGCGAGUAACCCUUACAGAAUGAAAAAAGAUAACCGAGUGACUUUUUAGUUUAUUCCUUUUUUUAAACUUUCCUACGAUUACUCUGUAAAAACAUAAAACGAUCUUUUCAUUAUUUUUUUUUUAUGAAUACUUGUGGUAGCCUUCUUAAAUCCCUCUGUUGCCAGAUGUUGAUGAAUGACUGUGAAGAUUUAAGCAAUACAACCAAGACUUAUUAAUGUGGUAUUGUAAAUGAUUUAAUAAAACAAUCAUAUUUUCU
Messenger RNA from Labrus mixtus (cuckoo wrasse), 2148 nucleotides. Its product is annotated as E3 ubiquitin-protein ligase TRIM21. Gene Ontology annotation, molecular function: zinc ion binding; protein binding. Bases 142 to 1914 code for a protein of 590 amino acids. The transcript is spliced from 15 exons. The record is from RefSeq and is a predicted model, not a curated record. NCBI's taxonomy places the organism in Eukaryota, Metazoa, Chordata, Actinopteri, Labriformes, Labridae.